Danaus chrysippus (African queen) is the source of this 3522-nucleotide messenger RNA. Lineage: Eukaryota; Metazoa; Arthropoda; Insecta; Lepidoptera; Nymphalidae. The record is from the annotation of a GenBank genome assembly.
AUGGCUGCAUCGCAUAUAUUAAGCGCAGUGGAGCCUACAGUCGGUGGAGCUUCAAGGGCGGGAAGAGAAAGAGAAGUGAACGUGGCGUUAGACGACAGAGAGUUGUGGGUGCGGUUCCAGACUCUUACUAACGAAAUGAUCGUUACUAAGAACGGAAGACGUAUGUUUCCCGUUGUAAAAGUUACUGCCAGUGGGUUGGACCCGACGGCCAUGUAUACCGUUCUCCUCGAAUUUGUACAAGUGGACACUCACCGUUGGAAAUAUGUUAACGGAGAAUGGGUCCCCGGUGGUAAAGCAGAAGUUCCACCAUCUAAUGCAAUCUACAUACACCCGGAAAGUCCUAAUUUCGGAGCUCACUGGAUGAAGGAACCAAUAUCAUUUGCUAAAGUUAAAUUGACGAACAAAACCAACGGAAAUGGACAGAUAAUGCUGAAUUCUCUGCACAAAUACGAGCCAAGAGUACACCUAGUGAAAGUCGGUACGGAUCUUCGUCGUAUCAUGACAUAUCCGUUUCCCGAAACACAGUUCAUAGCUGUGACGGCCUAUCAGAAUGAAGAAGUGACGUCACUUAAAAUAAAAUAUAAUCCCUUUGCCAAGGCUUUCUUAGAUGCAAAGGAACGCCCUGAAGGUUAUUACCAGAGAGAUUUCGUUGGGACACAUUAUCCGCAGCAAAGUUCUUCACCUCAUCAAUAUCCUCAAUUUGGCGGAUGGUUCGUGACUUCACAGUCUUUGUAUGGCAGCAGUAACUCUUCAUCAAGAAGACCAGCUCCUUACCCUCCUCGGCCGCCAUCACGUCCUAGAACUCUCUCUCCACCAUCAACUUACAGCAGCAGUGAGCGUAAUACAGUAGCCGCAGCUAACAGCAGCGGCAGUUACACCUGGGCUAGUAGCAGCGGUUAUUGGACAGCACAAGGCGGUAGUUCCCCUCAACCGAACGUCUCCCCCGCUCCUUACCGCACCCCGCCGCAUGCGUACCCUGCACCCAUCGAGUACGCAUCGGCACCGCCAACGAGCAGUACGGCGCCCGCUACAGCACCUGCGCCGCUGUAUCCACUGCAAUACGAAACUCCCCCUCAACAUCACUCCCCGUACUAUCAGCAUGCGUAUGCGCCAUAUGCUCACCACACAAUCGAGGAUAUUUCGUAUUGGCCGAAUGGUUUGAACAGCUACGGCUACCAACCCUCGGAGUAUGUGGGCACUGGUGAUGUAGCAUAUAGCACUGAGGGUAUGUCGUUUGGACCGACAGGCCCUCCUUUAGAAGCGGCAACUGCUAACCAAAACGACCGGUCCACUCCGUCAGGCUCUGAACACCAAGUUGGUGAAAGAGAAUAUAAAUUUAACACUGAAGAAGAACGUCAUUCACCAUGUGAAGAAACCGCGCUAACGCCACGUUCACCUGCACAAGAGGAUGUUACACCACAUGUAGCUCUUGUGAACUCUCAAGAUGCUCAAACUUUAAAAAAUUUGGUCGAGAAUGUUGUUUGGCAGUUGAUAAGGGGUCAGGAUGUUUUGGACAAUUCAGUUGAUGAAUCCGAUGAAAUGGAUUAUAAACCAAAGCUUAAGAAAAGUCAAUGUACAAUGAGAUCUCUUCUCAAUUGGUACAAGAACAAGUAUAUUGAUAUAUCACCAAGAAAAUCAAAGCAUAUACAGCAGAGAACCUUAGUUAUAAUAUUGCCUGAUUUCGAAAGUUUCAAUAGCAACAUCUUGCAAGACUUUGUGAUGAUUAUAAGUUCAUAUUCAUCUCUGCCUAUAGUGUUAAUAUUUGGUGUUGCCACUUCUGUAUCUGCCUUACACAAAUCUUUUCCAUACCAUGUUUCAUCUAAACUUCUUAUAAGAGUAUUUCACUCGCAUCCCUCUCCUGUUUAUAUGAAUCAAGUCUUAGAAAACAUUUUCUUAACCCAUAAUAGCCCAUUCCACUUAUCUGGUAAAGCUUUCGAGUUGUUAACAGAUGUGUUUCUUUUCUAUGAUUUUUCUGUUACGGGACUAAUACAGAGUAUUAAGUAUUGUAUGAUGGAGCAUUAUUAUGGGGACAAUAUUAAAACACUUUGUUGUAGUCAAGAUCAAAUUGAUUCAGCCGUAGCAAAUCUAUCAUCCAAUGACUUGGAGAGUAUUAGACAAUUGUUGUCAUUUAGACCAUUUCUAGAAGUACAAGAUUGCAAAACAAAAAUUGGUUUAUUUGAAGAUGAUAACUUCUUUAGGGAAGUCCUGUCAAAAGAAAUGCACAAACUGCAUGAAUAUAUUCAUAGUUUUUAUUUAUGUGUGAGAUUGCUCUUCAACUUUGUUAAGGAUUUACCUAAAAAUAUUUUUGGUAAAACGAUUCGGGAGAUCUACGCAAAAUGUUCAAUGGAACAUAUAACAAGUACAGAACAGUUCAAAGAUUGCAUGCAACUUAUAAGUUUCCAAUCACAAAUGAAAUUAGUGGACAACAUAAAAAAUGCGUUGAAAGAUAUCAAUUCUUUGAUGAAAAACGAUUCUUUGAAGCCUCUUCGUUCAACUCCAACUAAGAAUAACACAAAUGUAGCCAUGAAUGAUCUUGGAUUAAACUUUGCUAAGUCUGUCAGAGUUCAUAUGAUGACUUUUUUGAGGCAAAUUGAAAAUGCGAACAGCGAAUCUACUGUAUUCAGUUCAGAAGCAAACACAGAUGUUGAUAUGGUGAUAGAAAAUGUUCCUGGCAGCAGAUAUAAAUUAAAAGAAAAGUUACUAAGAGCUACCAGGGUUGAAAAAAUACAUUCAGAGUUCGAGUUGAUACGUUCGAGAUUCGUUAGUUAUUUGGAAGAAAUAUUCUCAAAAGGUCUCCAGCCUCCAUACAAACAGACGUUUAAUGAGAUCAUGUUCUUUGGUGAUGUAGCUAGUGUAAGGAAACAAAUCGUCGGUUCACCGCGCGGCGCAUUACACACAGCUUUGAGUAACCCAGCGCAUUACUUACAGUGUUCAUGCUGCAACAUACAGUCAACAGAUUCAAUAGUUGCCAGUAUGCCGGACGUGUGUAUAGCUUACAAGCUGCAUAGAGAGUGCGGGAAACAUAUCAAUGUGUACGACUGGUUGCAGGCUUUCACCGCUGUAGUACAACCUGAACCAGAUAUACCUACUGAAGAAGAUACAAAAAUACAACUUCGUUUUCAACGGGCGGUAGCUGAACUACAGUUUCUUGGUUUCAUCAAAUCUUCCAAGAGAAAGACCGAUCACUUCAUUGUCGCCCUCGCCCUUGUGGCUUGCGUUGCUGCUGUCCCCGUAGAGAAGGAGGUCCCAAAGAUCCUCCGCUACGACUUCGAGCCACAACCCAACGGUGCAUACUCUCUCAGCGUUGAAAGCGACGAUGGCAUUGUCAGGAGGGAGGUCGCUGAACUUAAGGAAAUCCUCGACGCUGACAACAAGCCCCAACUCGUCUUAGUCGUCAAAGGAGAAUACUCCUACCCCAGACAAGACGGCAGCGUUGAGUCCAUCAGCUACGUUGCUGAUGAGAAUGGUUUCAAUGCUAACGGUCCUUCCAUCCCCCAGCCCCCAGCACCCGCCAGGAGAUAA